Physella acuta is the source of this 2059-nucleotide messenger RNA. Its product is annotated as neuronal acetylcholine receptor subunit alpha-10. Gene Ontology annotation, biological process: monoatomic ion transmembrane transport. Gene Ontology annotation, cellular component: postsynaptic membrane. The record is from RefSeq and is a predicted model, not a curated record. NCBI's taxonomy places the organism in Eukaryota, Metazoa, Mollusca, Gastropoda, Physidae. Gene Ontology annotation, molecular function: acetylcholine-gated monoatomic cation-selective channel activity; transmembrane signaling receptor activity.
GCUACAUUUGGCUCUACUAGGAUUCUUUACCUCAUGGACUGCAGCCCAGGGGGUCGAAGGGGUCGAGAACACGACCCCCGAGAACACGACCCCCGACAACCUGACCCUGGAGACGUACACGGACAUGCCGGACGGGUCGACCUACCUGUCUGACGAGCUACUGGAGCAUGACGACCCCGAGCCGUUGUUCCAGUCGAGUGAGCAGAAGCUCAUGAACUACCUGGUGAGGAACUACGACAACAGCGUCAGGCCGGUGUAUGACGCCACUUCAGCUGUUGACGUCAAGCUGGGGCUGACGCUGACGCAGAUACUGGACCUUGACGAGAAGAACCAAGUCCUCACAACGAACGUGUGGCUUGAAGCGGAGUGGUUUGACGAGCGGCUCAACUGGUCCAUCACUGACUUUGGUGGCAUCUCGUCCAUCCGGAUACCGUGUCAGAAACUUUGGUUGCCAGACAUUGUUCUCUACAACAGUGUGGACGACUACACUUCCGGCUACAUGCCCACCCUCGCCAUGGUCUACAACAACAGCCGGGUCUUUUGGGGGCCGGUCAUCCGGUUCCGGUCCUCCUGCAAGAUCGACAUUACGUUCUUUCCUUUCGACACGCAAAUCUGUAAACUUAAGAUGGGCUCAUGGGCCUACACGGGCUUACAGGUGAACGUCUGGAACAGCUCAAACUCCAUGGACCUCUCCAACUUUGUGGACAACGGGGAAUGGGAACUUCUAGGUGUGGCUGUACAAAGGAACGUUGUGUUCUACGCUUGCUGUGAGGAGCCGUUCCCUGACGUUACAUUCGUCAUCCAGCUGAGAAGAAGGACCAAAUAUUAUUUCAUGAACAUCAUCAUACCCUGCAUCAUCUUAAGCUUUCUGUGUCUGGGAGGAUUCCUACUGCCAUCAGAGAGUGGGGAGAAGAUUACCCUGGGGCUGAGCGUCCUCCUGACCAUCACAGUCUUCAUGCUGAUGGUGGCAGACAAGAUGCCGCAGACUUCAGAGUCCAUCUCGGUCAUUAGUAUAUAUCUGAUGGCGGUACUGGCAACUAGCUGUCUGUCGGUCUUGUCGUCUGUCCUAAUACUCAGCAUCCACCACCAGAGAGGCAGACCCACACGCCCCCCUCCCUGGCUGAGAAAACUCUGCUUCAACAUCAUCACCCCCGUUCUGUGUUUGCGACGCCCUCGUGACGUCAGCGGGUCAGGGGAGGUCAUCACCAACUCGGAGAAGAAGAGCGCGCGGGGGUCGGGCACGAAGAGAGAGUCCAAGUUUGGGGGUGGCAGCAGGAUCGCGAGCAGCGAGGAGAGUUGUGAGUACUUCAAAAUGGACGCGACCAAGGAGAACUGCACCCCCGAUGACGUCACGCCCGUGGCGUCGGGCCGGGCCAAAGCGACGCAGAACAGCACCUUCAAGCAAGUGUACACCCCGCGUCACAACAACCACACGCAACAACCGCAGCGCGCGUACUCGCCGCUGCACCAACAGAGCAACAACAUCACGCGGGAGAAACACAUCUACCACCAACAUCCCCGCCACUCGCCGCACCACUCGGACAGCAGUUUACCCAGCAGCCCGCGAGUCGCGCGCGGGCGAGUCUAUUAUCCCGAACAGGAAUGUCAGGAUGAAGUCGAAUCCGACGAUGGGAGACAACCGGAGAAUUCAAAAGUCACGCAGACGUACAACGUAGUCGUCCGUUACCUGAUCGGGCUGAUCAAGACGAAACACGAGGACGAGAUUCUGGACGAGCAGGUGUUCCAGGAGUGGCACGACAUCGCCUUCGUGCUCGAUCGUCUGCUCUUCUACGUCUUCUUCUUCAUCACCCUCGUCUCUACCGUCUCCAUUCUCGAGAUGAGGCCCGCCGUCGAGAAAAUAUGACGCUGGCAUUUUCCGCUGCCAAUAUUCUGAGGCCUAACCAAAUUUCAAAAUGAUCCGAUAUUGACAUCUUCCAAUAUCAAAACUCGAAUGACACCUAACCAAAUGUCAAUAUGAAUUGAUAUUUGCUUUCUCCAAAAUAAAUACUGUGACUAAAACAUAUCAAAUGUCAAUUCGGCAUUGACAUACCUAAUGUUA